UCUAGAGGAUGGAUGGGGAGUCAGCACGUAUUUACUUCACCGGACCCAUAAAUUGUCCCGUUUGAUAGAACGACAGGGACUGAAACGACGCCUCGGGCUACUUCCAGCUUCUAACAAAGUCCCCUCCAGACGCUGAGACGGUCAUUGGGAAUCAGCAUCGGACAGAGGACAACACGGUCACCAUGUCUCGGCUUACGUACAGUCUCACCCUUCUCGCUGGACUUUUCUGUCAUGUCUUAUCACAAGGACCUAACAACUUCCGCAUUCUUGCCCCUGGAAAUCCAAUGGCAGACGCUUUUAAACCGAAUCAAGUAUUUCAGGAACCCUCACCGUGGAAUAUGCAUCGUUUUCCACAACCAUCAAAUCGAUUCAGUGGUUUCCAACACCCUCAGCAGCAUCAGCCAUCUAACAGACAGGCACCGAUGUUGCCGAGCCCUCCUCAAGUCCCUGCCAGCCCCAAAGCAGCUGUGGUCGCAGCAGCUGGUCCGAACCCCCCAGUCCCCGGCCCCGCGGCAGGUGGUCUCGUCCCGAAGAUACCAGCUAUGGUCACUCAGUUCAUGGGCAUGAGCAUACACGACAUCUGCGCUGCCUUGACAUUAAAGGGGACCGGAGCCCAGUCUGAUGCCUUGGACACGAUCGUCAAAAACAGAUUCCCAAAUGCAUCUGUGGUGACCGGGUUCCGAAACAGAAGCAACCAGAUGGAGUACAAGCAGAUGUUUGGCUCGGGUCCAUGGGCCUGUGCAUUCGACUUCUAUGCAGCUCGGAACCCAAUGGAAGUCGCCGGAGCAUUUUCGGAUCUCGUUGAUGGUGCUGGCUGCAACAUUGUUUGUGACAAAAUCCGUGGGCCUCGUAAGAUCGGCAUGAUGGGAAUGCUGGCAGCGAUGAAUGGCGGUCAAAAUCCCAUGGGACCAAUGGCAAAUCCCCUGGCUGCUUUAGGAAACCUGAUGAGUGGUAUGGGAAACCCGAUGGGCGGUAUGGGAAACCCGAUGGGCGGUAUGGGAAACCCAAUGGGCGGUAUGGGAAACCCGAUGGCAGGUAUGGGAAAUCCUAUGGGUGGAAUGGGAAACCCGAUGGCCGGUAUGGGAAAUCCAAUGAACGGUAUGGGAAACCCGACAGGAGGAAUGGGAAACCCGUCAGGCGGAAUGGGAAACCCGACAGGCGGAAUGGGAAACCCAAUGGGGGGUAUGGGAAAUCCAAUGAAUGGUAUGGGAAAUCCUAUGAACGGUAAUCCUAACAAUGGUGGGAACAAUAUGCAAAACCUUAUGGGAAAUAUUGUCAACCUGAUGCAAAAUCCGGGUCCAAAAUCGGGCGCUAUGGGAAAUGGAAGACCUCAAGGCCAGGGCCCAAACAAUGGACAUCAGUUCGUUCCCCCAUCCCCCCAGCCUCCACGUGGAAACAGAUGGGGACACCCUGGACCUUUCCCAGCUAGAGCCCCACUGCCUUUCCCCGACCCCAGCACACAGAACGCUGCCCUCUGGGGAAAGGAUCCCUUCCAGAUUACACCUCCCCAGCCACAGCCACAACAGCCACAACAGCCACAGCACCCACAACAGCCACAACAGCCACAGCACCCACAACAGCCACAACAGCCACACCACCCACAACAGCAUCAACCACAGCCAACAUCUCAGCCACAGCCCACCCAGGUGCCGUUCAACCAACAGAUGCCCCAAAUUCCUCUCCAUCAGAAUCAUUUCCCCAGCCAACCUCAGAACCAAAGACCGUCGCCAUUCCCACAGCCACCAAAUGUCCAGCCUCAACCUCAGCCACCUCAACAGCAGCAGCCACAACCACAGCCACAACAGCCUACACAGCCACAAGGACUUAGUGCCAAUAUGCCAAACUUGCCACAAAAUCAGGAUCCCAAAAUAGCCCCCCAUCUCUCCGAGGCACUGCAGAGGAUGCCCGAGCCACAGAGGACCCAGUUCGUAAACGAUGCCAUAUCAGCCUUCUUCAGGACACUCGGAAUACAGCUGCCGAGCCCCCAGCAACAGGCCAACAAUCACAGAGGGUGGUGAUGUCAAGGUCAACCCUGAUGAUUAGAUUGUGUGAUUCGGUCAGUGCCGACCGAAGACGUCAUGUCCAAGGCAACGACAGCAUCAGUAACAACAAGCUAGUGGACCAAUCAACUUUAAGCUCCAGAACGUGGGCUUUGUAUGAAAGCCAGGUGACUGAAUGUGUGCUUGCUCUUUAGUUGUAAUAAAGAGCUCAGUAGAUAGUA
This is a messenger RNA of Haliotis rubra (blacklip abalone), 2221 nucleotides long. Its product is annotated as ataxin-2 homolog. NCBI's taxonomy places the organism in Eukaryota, Metazoa, Mollusca, Gastropoda, Lepetellida, Haliotidae. The record is from RefSeq and is a predicted model, not a curated record. Bases 183 to 2018 code for a protein of 611 amino acids. The transcript is spliced from 22 exons.